ACGGACGACGAGAUGCGGCGCCUCAACAUCCCCGUCCUGCAGGACGAGGGCUUCCUCUUCCUCUGGGUCACCGGCAGGGCCAUGGAGCUGGGCCGCGAGUGCCUCAACCUCUGGGGGUACGAGCGGGUGGACGAGAUAAUCUGGGUGAAGACCAACCAGCUGCAGCGCAUCAUCCGCACCGGCCGCACGGGCCACUGGCUCAACCACGGCAAGGAGCACUGCCUGGUGGGGGUGAAGGGGAACCCCCAAGGCUUCAACCGGGGCCUGGACUGCGACGUCAUCGUGGCCGAGGUGCGCUCGACGAGCCACAAGCCCGACGAGAUCUACGGGAUGAUCGAGCGGCUCUCGCCCGGCACGCGCAAGAUCGAGCUCUUCGGCCGCCCCCACAACGUCCAGCCCAACUGGAUCACGCUGGGGAACCAGCUGGACGGGAUCCACCUGCUGGACCCCGACGUGGUGGCGCAGUUCAAGCAGCACUACCCCGACGGCAUCAUCUCCAAGCCCAAAAACAUGUGAAUUAUUCCCACUUUUUUAUGGAAUAAACGGAAAAAAGGAGGUGGAUUUUGGUGUGU
Molecule: messenger RNA, 572 nt
Organism: Myiozetetes cayanensis
Lineage: Eukaryota; Metazoa; Chordata; Aves; Passeriformes; Tyrannidae
Product: N6-adenosine-methyltransferase subunit METTL3
Exons: 7
Coding region: 13-516 (167 amino acids)
Cellular component (GO): RNA N6-methyladenosine methyltransferase complex; nucleus
Molecular function (GO): mRNA m(6)A methyltransferase activity
Source: RefSeq, a predicted model, not a curated record